AUGAGAGAAGGAAUUAAUCUUAAGGCUUCUUGGCUGCAAGAAUUAAUCGCAAAUGGAGUUGCUACAUAUGAACAAAUAAAAAUCUUGUUUUUACAAUCUAAUUUAGAGAAUUCCGUCGAAACAAAUAACGAAUUCACACAGUUUAAGAAUCCGAAAGUUACUAUUUCCCAAGAUUGUGUUGUCCAAGUUGAGGAAGUUGUAGAUAUUUCUCUUCCUUCCGCUGAAAGAAUCGAAUUUCGACAAAAUCCACAAGGAACAUUGAAACUUCUACUUAGAAGUGGAGAAUAUCAAUUCAUUGGAAUCGAAAAAGAGAAAUUUAACACAAAUCAAUUAAAUACUUUCACUCAACCAGGAACAAAAAUCAGAAUAAAGAGCGGUACUCAGAUGAGAUAUGGAGUUCUGUUCUUAACAAGUCAGAAUUUUGAUAUAAUAGGAGGAAUUUGCAAAGAAUUAAUCGAUAAACGAAAAUACAUUUAUACAACAGGACAAAAUACGUCAGCAGCCCAAAACAACAGACAACCGCAACCAAAUACAGCGCCAAAUCGGCAACCUCCUCCUUCAAAUAUUCCAUCUCGAGAAUCUGUACUUCCUCCACAAUCUUCUCCACCUCCAGAUCCGGAUCCAAUUGAAGAAUUAUCAGAUGAUCCACCUCCACAGCCUCAAUCUUCUCCAAUUCAAAAGAAAAUUUUACAACCAAAUUCCGCAAUCGAAAAAUCACCUAAAAGCGGAUUUGAAUUAUCUUCUGAUGAUGAAGAUAUAGAUUUCGACCUCAGCGAUUCCCAAAAUCCAUCACCUACAAAACCAAAUCCCAAACCAAUAGAAAAAGCCGAAGAACACGAAGUAUACGUAUCCCAACCAAAUUACACACCAAAGUAUGUGAACCAGACGAAGAUAUUUUCCAUAGAUGAGCUUCAAAAAGCCGAAAUGCAAGCAGGAAACGCUUAUUUAGUUAACGCAAAGGUUGUUUCGAUGCAGCAUAUCUUUAUUAGCAAUAACAAACUUAAUACAAAAGCUGUAAUUGAGAACGAAGGAACAAGAAUGAGCGUAAAUGUGAGUAACAUUACUUUACUGAGGUUAUUGGAAGUUAAUUCACCUCAGGAAUAUAUGGCCAUGGAUGAUUCUAUGAUUGAAGAGAAAAGAGACAUGUGUGCUCAAAAUUUAUUGUAUCUUUCUCCUCCAUUGUUGAUUGUAGAUCAAGGAGAGGUUGUUAAUGGCUUACAUUACGAAUUAUAUGAUUAUAUAGAAUCUUUGUUUUGA
Messenger RNA from Trichomonas vaginalis G3, 1257 nucleotides. RefSeq names its product RecQ-mediated genome instability protein 1 family. The transcript has a single exon. Gene Ontology annotation, cellular component: RecQ family helicase-topoisomerase III complex; nuclear body. NCBI's taxonomy places the organism in Eukaryota, Parabasalia, Trichomonadida, Trichomonadidae. The record is from RefSeq and is a predicted model, not a curated record. Bases 1 to 1257 code for a protein of 418 amino acids. Gene Ontology annotation, biological process: resolution of meiotic recombination intermediates; double-strand break repair via homologous recombination.